Molecule: messenger RNA, 3178 nt
Organism: Canis lupus familiaris (dog)
Lineage: Eukaryota; Metazoa; Chordata; Mammalia; Carnivora; Canidae
Gene: DSN1
Product: DSN1 component of MIS12 kinetochore complex
Exons: 10
Coding region: 1456-2637 (393 amino acids)
Biological process (GO): mitotic sister chromatid segregation; cell division
Cellular component (GO): MIS12/MIND type complex
Source: RefSeq, a predicted model, not a curated record
GGGCGGCCUGUUUUCGGAUCCGGCGGUUUAGACUGCAGACUGGUGCUUGAGGGCUGGGGGUGGGUCACAGGCGUGGGUUCGGAUUUCACCUCUGCACCCGCACCCCCGGCUGCUCCUAGUGGGCCAGGCUUUUGCCCCUCUGAACUUCAGUUUCCCUAUCAGCAGGGGGGAAUUAAUGAUAGCAUUUACAGAGCUGUGAAAAGGAUUAAGUGGGAUAAUGAGAUAAUGAUGCAAAUAAAACGCCUGUGUUCGCACAUACACAGCUCGUGGCAUAGAAUAAGCGCUUAACAAGCAGCUUCACAAAUGACAUUUGUUGCUGUUAUUAUCCAGGCUUGAAUCUGCGACACAGCCCUAACUGGGGAUCUAGAUCCCUGACCUACCCAUCUUUGUUCUGUUACUUUCCCGUGCUGUCCCUCCGGUAUCCAUUCAUUUCUCUUUAUUUAGAGUCCCUCCCCCUUAUACAGAUUUCUGCUGGGAGGGAGGGGUAUGGGUGGAAGAGGCAGAGAUGCCUCAGUCGUGUCCUUCCUUGCCUUCUUCCAGUCAGUUGUCUGUGGACACCCACUACGAAUACAAAUACACUCUGGCUGGGGUGACAGACAUGUAAACAGACUUUAUAGCGCUAGGAAGACUAAGGGAUGGAGCAGCCAGCUUUGCCUCGUGAUUCGAAAGCUUCACAUCUGAACUAGGUUGGGAAGGCUGAGUAAGUCUUACAGUCAGUGGGAGUAAAGAUUCAAAACUGGUGCAGGGAAUGGAGUUGGCAGGAGAGAGCAGGGAUGGGUAGAUUGGGACUAGUUUAUGAAAGGUGUUGAAUAUACUGGAAGAAUCUCUGCUGCUGUAUAAAUGGAUUAGAAAGGAGCAGUGCUGCAUGUUUUUGUUUUGUUUUUAAAUAUUUAUUCAUGAGAGACAGAGGCAGAGACAUAGGCAGAGGGAGAAUCAAGCUCCCUGCAGGGAUCCUGAUGUAGGACUCGAUCUCAGGACCCUGGGAUCACUAUCUGAGUCAAAGGGAGAUGCUCAACUACUGAGCCACCUAGGUGCCCUGCAGUGUUGGAUGUUGCAGGACUAGUGGAGAGGCUGUAAAAUUAUUCUGGGGAGGGGGAGGCAGAUGGUGGAAGUUCUGACACCCGAACUAAACUGAGAACUGGAAGUGGAGAAAAGUUUCCAGAGACUCUUGGAGGCAGAUGGGCAGGACUUUGGAUGUGGAGAUUAAACAAGGAAAGGAUGAUGCAAUUUUUCUAAUUUGGAAGACCGUGUAGAUCAUAAUGCCAUCUACUCAUAUCUAAAAUAAUUGGGAAAUAAAGGAGGGUGAGUGUUUUAAGCAAGACAAGAGUAUUUCUAGUGAUGAGUUCUAUAGAGAUUCAGUACAGGAGGUGAUGAUAAUCUUUAGUCUCUGGAGAAGGUGGAUGAGGUGGGACUGGGCUGGGCCUUGUCAGGUAGGUAGAAUUUCAUGGGGCAGUGAUGAGCAGUUCGAAAGGCUGGACAACACAGGUCUCUUCAAGGGUAGUAAGGCCCCAGAAAUGUGAAGAACAGGUCACUUCGUUUUCCUAUUUUCAGGGUUCUUCAUCCAGGAUGUCUUCGGUAAUUAGAUCGGAAGCUAUAGAAGUGCUAGAAGAGGAACCAGUGACAUCUAAGACUUACGAUCAUCCACUGAAAUCGGAUCCCAUCCCUGUGGAAGUGUGUAGCAAAUCACCUGCCUCCCUGGAGAUGAUUCAACGCGUUUCAGAGGAAAGAAUUCACCCUGGCUCGAGCCCUAAAAUGGGGGGAAAUUGUGAUCUCAUCCACCAGGAAGGACUUCAGUCCAGGUCCCUUCAUUUGUCCCCCCAAGAACAAUCUCCCGAUCGUCAAGACAAGAGUCAAUCUUGGCGGCGAGCAAGUAUGAAAGAAAUAAGCCGGCGGAAGUCACUGCCUGCCUUUCACCAGGGCAUCACAGAGCUCAGCAGAUCCAUCAGUGCCAAUUUAGCAGAAAGCAAACGGCUGGGCGCUCUCCUGCUUUCCAGUUUCCAGUUCUCUGUUCAGAAACUUGAACCUUUCCUAAAGGACAUGGAAGGCUUCAGUCUUGAAAGUUUUAGAGCCAAAGCAUCUUCUCUUUCUGAAGAAUUGAAACAUUUUGCAGAGAGCCUAGAAAGUAAUGGAACGCUACAAAAAUGUUUUGAAGAUUCAAAAGGAAAAGCAUCAGAUUUGUCUCUGGAAACAUCAGUGGCUGAGAUGAAGGAAUACAUAACAAAAUUUUCUUUAGAACGUCAGUCUUGGGAUCAGCUCUUGCAGCACUACCAGAUGGAGGCUGAAGAGAUCACAUCCAGAACAUCAGCUGAAACCAAAGUUACUGAAGUUGAAGUGGAACCUAAAACAUAUCUUGGAUCUUCCCAGAGUGAAGUCCUUAGUACAAAGCCUGACUACCAGAAGAUAUUGCAGAAUCAGAACAAAGUCUUUGAUUAUAUGGAGUUAGUGAUGGAUGAACUGCAAGGCUCUGUGAAGCAGCUGCAUGCUUUUAUGGAUGAAAGUACCCAGUGUUUCCAGAAGGUGUCAGUACAGCUUGGGAAGAGAAGCACGCAACAAUUAGAUCCUUCACCAGCUCGAAAACUGCUCAAGCUUCAGCUACAGAACCCACCUACCACACACUGCUCUAGGUCUUGUCAGUGACUUCAUGUAGUUUUCCCUUCCACAAGGUGCUCCAGAGGAGAGAAAGGGGAAGAGUGCCCCAGCACAUGACAACUGCAUGGCAGCCUGAGAUGCUGAUAGCUGCCCUAUUGCCUUUGAGGAUAACUGGCUGAAUGUAAAGUUUUUUUCCUAAAAGUAACAGAAUUUAUGCAUUUGAAAGAGUGUAGUAUAGAUACUAUUUCCAAGGAUGUGCAAACUGCUUGCAAUUUCUAUUGUGGAAUGACCUUGAGAACUAGUAGCCCAUUCUUUUAAUUACCCUUCAUGGUUGGUAUUCGUCAUCUUAUGAAAUGUUUUUUAGGUUUUGAAACAAUCCAAAGUCAUUCAGGACCAAAUCUAGGGAAACAUUUUAGGGGUCAAGUUGGGUUCUGGUAGUAAAGGAAUGGAACUGAUUUUCUAGUGUGGCCCUGAAGGUGAUUUUAGGUAGAGGAAUUGUGAGCAUUGAGCAUGCAGUUGUGAUCCACAUGCAUCAUGUGGAUAUAUGUACCACUUCACAGAAUGUUCAAAUUGAAGGAAAUACCACUCA